AUGGGUGACCUAGACGGUGGUGCCAGCUACUACGAGGGAGAGUUCAAGCUUUUUCUGCGCAGCGGGCAUGGCACCCUGGAGAACACAGAGACGGGGGACAAGUACGUGGGCCAGUUCCUGGCGGAUCGGUGUCACGGCAGCGGCAAGCACACCUGGCCUGAUGGGAGUUUCUAUGACGGCGAGUGGCAGAGCGGCCGCAAGCAUGGCCAGGGCGUCUACGUCAGCCCAGAGCAGCUCAAAUACGAAGGAGCUUGGCACGACGGCAAGCGUCAUGGCAGGGGCGUUCAGGACUAUGCCAACGGCGACACCUACAACGGCUGGUGGUACAACGGCCAAUGCAGCGGUCUGGGGAUUUACUUCUUCGCGGACGGCGCCCAGUACCACGGUGCUUGGAACUUGGGGAAGUAUGAGCCUUGGAAGGCAAUCGUGUUUUUUUUGGGUGGGUGGGUGGGUUGCAUGGAGUGCUUCACGGUCGCGCUGCCAGUUGCAGGACAUUCUGUCGGUGAUUUUGUUCCACGCGGCAAGGCUCCCAGCAAGGAGUGGGCAGGAGGAAGCCACGGAGCAUCAACCGCGGCGCAACCAGACCUCUGA
This is a messenger RNA of Effrenium voratum, 591 nucleotides long. NCBI's taxonomy places the organism in Eukaryota, Dinophyceae, Suessiales, Symbiodiniaceae. The record is from the annotation of a GenBank genome assembly.